CUUUCUUCUCGAUUUCACCCCCGUUUCUGUACCUGAGUGCCUGCAUCUCUCUCCUUCCUCAGCUUCCUCCGUGACUCCUCGCGGUUCGCAUCCUCUGUUCUUCCGUGGACUGCUCCGCUGCUCUCCGAUCCUUUCACUGUAAGUUCUAUCACUCAAUACAUUUCCAUUGAUUUGUGUUUGCAAGUCGAGUUCUGUUUGGUUUGCUGGAAACGAAGAGAAAGUAGGAGAGAGCUAGGCAUUUGAGAUUUUGAGCAGUGUUUGCUCGUUCUUUCUUCUUCUUUCCAUGUGAAAUUUUGGAGUUCUUAGCUCGAGAUGGAAAGAUCUGCUCUAUGUUCUGUUUGCUUGUGGUGUCCAGAGCUGUGUGUAGCUAUUGGAUUGUGAAAUGACUGGCAGUUUCUUAAGCUGGUUAGCUAGGCGAACUACUUGUAUUAGGAAAGAAGAAGCUGUUUCAGGUUUUGGUGGCCAUGAUGGUACAUUUUAUGUUCUAGGCUAAUGGGCAUUUGAUUGUCCAAAAACAGAUCAUUUAGACCAGGUAGGCGCAGAUAUGAUAUUGAAUUUUGUUUCUUCUAUAGAGUGGAAACUACUUUUACUCCUGUGAAAAUCUUAUCUUCUGUUGGAGGCUUAUAUGCUAUUGUUAAAUUUGAGGAUCUUUGGGCACUGUUUCACUGGCACUAAUUUUACAUGAAAAGCCUGCUACAGCUUAUUUGCCCAAUGGCAAUUGGCGCACUCUAAAAAUAUCCCAUGUCUCUGGUUUGGUGGCUGGUGGGAGGCCAAAUUCUUCUCCAAAAUGGCAAAAUGUAUCUCUAAUAUCGUAUGUGAAGACACCAGAAUCUACUGUGACAUCCAACUCCAAUGCAAUCUAGAACUCAAAAGUUGUUCACUAUGAUGACCAUAGUUUCAUCUAAUGUUGCUGCAAAGGUUACUUGGAGAAGAAAACUUUGCAGACUGCAACUUUUCCAGGACUCGAGGAAUUGAUGCUAGAGGUUUGUGAUGAGACAGAGAUUGCUGAGUUGAAAAUGAAGAUUGGAGACAUAGAAAUGCAUCUGAAACGGAAUGUUGGAGCAAAAAAGGCUCCUGCAUCUAGUGUUUCACCCAUGACAGCACUGCCUAUUCCAGCUAAAGCUAUGAAUGAAUCACCUUCUGUUGCAGCUGCUGCUGCCCCAUCAGCUCCACCCCCAAAAUUCUCUCCAGAAAAGACCACUCCCUUUACCAAUGUCUCUUUUGGAAAGUCAUCAAAGUUAGCAGCCUUGGAGGCUUCUGGGACUGAUAACUUUGUCCUGGUAUCUUCUCCAACGGUUGGUUCAUUCUGAAGGGGUAGAACAGUCAAAGGAAAGAACCUACCUCCAAUGUGUAAAGACGGUAGCAUGAUCAAAGAAGGACAAGUGAUAGGAUACUUGGAUCAGUUUGGCACCCACUUUCCUGUGAGGGCAGAUGUGGCUGGAGAAGUCUUAAAGCUGCUCGCUAAUGAUGGAGAUGCUAUUGGUUAUGGGGACCCACUCGUUGCUGUCCUGCCAUCAUUUCAUGGUAUCAAGUGAGUAUUUCCUCCUUUCUGUGGUAAAUUUUUGCUGGGAUCAUGAUGCAGAGUUCUAAGGUUUGCACUUGCAGCUUGUCUUCUCAAGUCCUUCACUCUACUACUUACUAGCAACCAAAAACAUAGGUAUAUUUUGCAAUGUACAUUCAACAUUGUUGUUGGCCAGUUGAAUUAGCAUCAGUCCAAGAAUAAUUCAUAAACAUUAAAGGUUUGAAAGUGGCUUAUCAUUGUAUUAGGUUAAGUUCUUGUAUCAUGAUUGAGCUUUAGACAGCUUUGUUCAGCAAGAAGUAGCAUUUGACAUUUGUUUGCUUAUGGACUGGACUGUAUUGCUAAAAAAUAAGUGGUAGUCCAUGCUCGGCUCAACUCAUUUAGAAGAGUUGGUUUCCUCAAUUUAUUUUUCUUGCAAAUGCAGACAUUAAUUUUUGUUUGUGUGACUUGAUAAUGAUUUCCAUCCUUUUAGCAUACUAAUACAAAGUUAUGGGGCAA
Messenger RNA from Rubroshorea leprosula, 2017 nucleotides. Lineage: Eukaryota; Viridiplantae; Streptophyta; Magnoliopsida; Malvales; Dipterocarpaceae. The record is from the annotation of a GenBank genome assembly.